Molecule: messenger RNA, 2901 nt
Organism: Gossypium raimondii (Peruvian cotton)
Lineage: Eukaryota; Viridiplantae; Streptophyta; Magnoliopsida; Malvales; Malvaceae
Product: mechanosensitive ion channel protein 10
Exons: 7
Coding region: 399-2630 (743 amino acids)
Biological process (GO): monoatomic anion transport; transmembrane transport; detection of mechanical stimulus
Cellular component (GO): plasma membrane
Molecular function (GO): mechanosensitive monoatomic ion channel activity
Source: RefSeq, a predicted model, not a curated record
CUAAGGACGGUUUAAUAGUUUAUUUUUUGUUUGACUCCAUUGUUGACUCUCUCCAAAUAUAUAUAUCUCUGUUUCCCACUCUCUGUAGUGUUUUCCAUUUUUCCUUCUUAGAUUGAUUUUCUUUUUCUGUUGUCUUGUUAAUGUGAGAGUAAUUAACUAGUGCAAUUGCUUGUCUUUCACUGCCUCAACCAAAUAUCUCUCAAUCUUCGUCUCUUUCAUUUAGUUCUAUUUUCCCUUCAUUUUCCAGUUCUUUCCUGCUCUUUAUUUGGUAUCUUUGCACUGCUUUGAGUGGUGCACUCCUGGUUCUUCCUUUGUACGCUUUCUGGGUAUUUUUUGGAUGCUUACUUUAUUCUGGAAACCUUUAUCUUUUUUCAGGGUUUUGACGGAAAAUUGAAGAAAUGGCGGAGGGAAACGGUGGUGGAACACAAGUGGUGAUUACUGUUGCCGGUGAAGGGCCAAAAGGGUCUUCUCCAAAAGAAGCAGAGGCAUUGAACCCUAAGCAAAAUUCUCAAGGUGCACCCAACAAAGCUUCGACUGAAUCUGGUGCUGUUACUGCAAGUAAGCCACCAAAAGCCCCAGUUGCAGGUAAUGAACCUCUUCUUAGACGAAGGUCAUUUGUUAAACCCAAGUCAAGAUUUGGAGAACAAUCUUAUACCCCUGAAUCUGAUGAAAUGGAAGAAACUAAUUUAGCUAAUCAAGAACAAGUUGGUUGUAAUUCACCCAUCAAUAAGGCCUCCCCUAAUAACAAGUCGGCUAGAAGUAUUAGGACGGACUCUGCUGUGUCGAAAACGUUAUCGCCGGCUUCUAAAGGCUCCCCUGGGGAAAAUGAAAAUGAGGAGAUAAUUAAGAAAGUUAAACAGCAUAAAGAGCAGCAUAAGGGAGUGAAAGCUAAGGUUGUGAUUGAGUGGGUUGUAUUUUUGUUUCUCAUAGGGUGCUUAAUAGCUAGUUUAACAGUAGGUAAAGAAAAGAAUAUCCUUUUAUGGGGUUUGGAAAUUUGGAAAUGGUGUGUACUUGUGGUGGUUAUAUUCUGCGGUAUGUUGGUUACUCGUUGGUUUAUGCAUCUAGUUGUCUUCUUGAUCGAGAUUAACUUUUUGCUUCGGAAGAAAGUGCUAUACUUCGUUCACGGUUUAAAGAAGAUUGUUCAGGUCUUCAUUUGGCUGAGUAUAGUACUUCUUACUUGGGUUCUUCUGUUUCUUGAUGUUGAGAGAUCGAAGACUGCCUCAAAGAUUCUAGAUUAUGUGACGUGGACUCUAGUGAGCAUCCUCAUUGGAGCAUUUUUGUGGUUGUUGAAGACUUUGAUGUUAAAGAUACUGGCUUCGAAUUUCCAUAUGAACAAGUUCUUUGACAGAAUACAAGAAUCAGUCUUCCAUCACUACAUACUUAGGACCCUUUCGGGACCACCAUUUAUGGAGAUUGAUGGGAUUCAAAAACCGCCAGCUCAUUUGAUUGUUAGCAAUGCAAAAAAGGGUAAAGAACCAAAAACAAAAAGGUUGAUUGACAUGGGAAAAGUCCAUAGAUUGAAGCGAGAAAAAGUUUCAGCUUGGCAUAUGAAGGUGUUGGUAGAUGCCAUCACGAAUUCAGGGCUUUCAACAGUCUCCGAAACAUUAGAGGAAAGUGCGUACGAUGAAGGUGGCAAAGAAGCAGAACAGGAAAUUACUAACGAGGAGGAGGCACAAUAUGUUGCUCAUCAAAUUUUUGCACACGUUGCACAACAUGAUAGUAAUCAAAAUCGCAAUUGCAUUGACGAGGAUGACCUCUUAAGGUUCAUGAUUAAGGAAGAGGUGGAUCUUGUGUUUCCUUUGUUCGAAGGAUCGAGCACUGGAAAAAUUGAUAGAAAAAGUUUCACAAACUGGGUGGUAAAGGUUUACACGGAUCGGAAAACACUAGUACAUGCUUUGAGUGACACCAAAACAGCCGUAAAGCAGUUGAAUACACUCGUGACAGUGGUCCUAAUUAUUGUUACUGUCAUCAUAUGGCUUCUUUUGCUGGAAAUUGCAACCACGAAACUGCUUUUGCUCCUUUCAUCGCAGCUUGUAGUAGCUGCUUUUAUGUUCGGAAACACCUGCAAGACUAUCUUUGAAGCUAUAGUAUUCGUGUUUGUGACGCAUCCUUUUGAUGUCGGCGAUCGUUGUGUGGUUGAUGGUGUUCAGUUGCUGGUCGAGGAGAUGAAUAUUUUAACGACUGUCUUUCUGAAACUUGAUAAUGAAAAGGUGUACUACCCGAAUUCAGUUUUGGCUACAAAGCCCAUCAGCAACUAUUAUAGAAGCCCGGAUAUGGGUGAUACAAUAGAGUUCUCGAUUGAUUUUUUGACCCCAGCAAAGACAAUAGGCAGGCUGAAAGAAGAGAUAAAGAAGCAUUUGGAAGCUAAUACCCUGUGGCGUCCUAAUCACCUUGUGGUGGUGAAGGAAAUCGAGAAUGUGAAUAAGUUAAAGAUGGCUCUCUUUUGUAAUCACACGAUGAACUUCCAGGACUUUAGAGAGAAGAACAGGCGUAGAACCGAACUGGUUCUUGAGCUGAAGAGAAUUUUUGAGGAGCUGGGUAUACGAUACAAUCUUCUUCCUCAGCAUGUGAAUCUCAACCAGGUCAAUCAAGACAGGCCGGAUGCAACCUAUGCGACCACUUGGUCAUGAUCGCAUAUUAUAGUUUACGUCGAAAUGGAACUUUUGUUAGAGGUCGAGGAAGGCAUUGCAUUGAUGAAAUGGAACUUUCUUCGAAAUUUACUUCUAAAUUCUAAUGGCAUCUUUGUUUCAACUUUCAACCAGGGAUGAAAUGGGCUGACAGUGUUGCCCGGAGCUUAGGACAGGAGUGGUAAGUAAUGAAGCCCGUUCAGCUGUUGUAAUCUAACUUGAACCAAGUGUAUUUUCAGAUUUAAGAUUACUAUUAUCGAAGUCUUUUAAGACC